AUGGCCUAUCAGGAGGCCGCGCCUCAAGGUUUAACGGAAAGCGAGGCCACUGGCAAAGAGACUCAGCCGUUGCUCCAAAGAAAAGGCAGAGUCUCAACUACAUACAGACAGUGUUGCUGCUGCUCUCUUGGAACAACUGUCACAAUCUGGGCUGUUUUCCUCCUGGCUAUCUCAACCUACGUUCUCUUCGAUCGCAAUGUUUCUGGCGCCGCAUUCACCGCAGGUGGGGUCGUGGGCAUUAUAACAGCAAGCCUGUUGCUCUCUGCAAUCGGGAAAAGGAAUGCAUUCCCUGCAUUCGUGGCAGUUUACACCCAGAUUUCGCUAAACAUAAUAUGGGUAAUGCAACUGGGUCUCACCAUCUACUUGUACUGGAAAGUCCAGCAAAACGCUCCAGACAAGACAACCUACACAGUCGCUACAGCUGGAUGGAGACAACAUGAUAGAUCAAGAUGGUUCCCUGGCGCGAGCUUCUUAAUCAUAGAUUUGCCACUGAGCGUCGUUCUAUGCGCUCGAAUUGCAUUGCUAGGGCUCCUUCUGGUUCUUUCUCACGCUAACCUCAGGGUUUUGUGGAGUUUCUACCGCGUACUGCAAGCUGGCGGGACGACAUUUGAGUUUAAAACUGCGGAAGAAAUAGAGGAACAGGCCCUUCAAGCCCAGCUCCCUGCUCUCCCGUCUGCAUCGCCAACGCCCCGGCACUGGGAUCCUCUGGCGCAGGGAGCAUCGCGUUCCUCAAGCUACAUCAACCCUUGA
Eimeria necatrix is the source of this 750-nucleotide messenger RNA. RefSeq lists its product as hypothetical. Bases 1 to 750 code for a protein of 249 amino acids. Lineage: Eukaryota; Apicomplexa; Conoidasida; Eucoccidiorida; Eimeriidae. The record is from RefSeq and is a predicted model, not a curated record. The transcript has a single exon.